Messenger RNA from Protopolystoma xenopodis, 429 nucleotides. Lineage: Eukaryota; Metazoa; Platyhelminthes; Monogenea; Polystomatidea; Polystomatidae. The record is from the annotation of a GenBank genome assembly.
AUGAGGCUUAGGGCUAAAAAAGUCCAACUCCUUGCUUACCUUGCUCCCUUUGGAGCCCGAAUUGUAAAGAAUCCGUUGAAAGCCCUUUUUGGUAUGGCCUUGUCUCAAAUUGCCGCCAACAUUUCCGACCACUUGAUCCUCCUUUCCCCUUUCUGCUCUAUUCAUCAGCCCCGCACGCAUGCAGAAAGGCCUACACUAUCCCUUCGUGCGCUGUUCAACCGAGGAAGGGCAAGCCCGAAAGUAUCCUCUCCUCCCGACGGGGUUCGAGCCCAAGUUUUCCGAACGAGUGGCAGUCUCAGCACAGGCACACAACAUUCUCCCCACCAAUCAGCGACCUUCGCCAAGGCCCAUUCAACUGAUCACUCUCAGUUGCUUGAUGUCAUGUAUCCAGCCGAGACAGAGUUGGAGGUAUUUGCUGUUUCAUCUUGA